GGACGGGAAAGAGGGUGGGAGCUGUUAGCAAGUUAUUUAAGAGUCAACUUUCUGGUAGCUUUUCCUGCGUCCUUUUGAGGAAGUUUCCAGACUCACAGAGCAGCCCAAGCCCCCUGGCUGGAACAUACAGGGCUUCCACUGCAAGGACCUUGGAAAGCUGAGAAUGUCAGACAGUCCCAGGACCACCUUUGGGGGCAGGAGAGCAGUGCCCCCCAACAACUCCAAUGCAGCAGAAGCCGAGCUCCCCACUGAGGAGCUGCUAGGCCUGGUGCCCCGGGGUGUCAACCUAGAAGACUACCUGAAUGUCACAGCUGUUCACCUAUUCAAAGAGAAAUGGGACAGCAACAAGAUAGAUCAUCACACUGACAAGUAUGACAACAGCAAGUUGAUUGUCCGGAGAGGGCAGUCUUUCUACGUCCAGAUUGACUUCGAUCGCCCGUAUGACCCAAGGAAGGACCUCUUCAGGGUGGAAUAUGUCAUCGGUCGCUACCCUCAGGAGAACAAGGGCACCUACAUCCCAGUCCCCAUCGUCUCCGAGCUGCAGAGCGGAAAGUGGGGGGCCAAGGUCAUCAUGAACGAGGACAGGUCGGUCCGCCUGUCCAUCCAGUCCUCCCCCCAAUGCAUCGUGGGUAAAUUCCGCAUGUACGUGGCUGUCUGGACCCCCUACGGCAUCCUCCGCACCCGCCGGAACCCGGAGACGGACACCUACAUUCUCUUCAACCCCUGGUGCGAAGAGGACGCUGUGUAUCUGGAUGAUGAGAAAGAAAGAGAAGAGUACGUCCUGAAUGAUAUUGGGGUGAUUUUUUAUGGAGAAUAUAAUGACAUCAAGAGUAGAAGCUGGAGCUAUGGUCAGUUUGAAAAUGACAUCCUCGACGCUUGCUUAUAUGUGAUGGACAAAGCACAAAUGGAUCUUUCCGGCAGAGGAAAUCCCAUCAAAGUCAGUCGUGUUGGAUCUGCAAUGAUUAAUGCCAAAGAUGACCAAGGUGUCAUUGUGGGAUCCUGGGACAAUAUUUAUGCCUAUGGCGUGCCCCCCUCGGCCUGGACUGGAAGUGUUGACAUCCUAUUGGAAUACAAAAGCUCUCAGAAUCCAGUCCAGUACGGCCAAUGCUGGGUUUUUGCUGGAGUCUUUAAUACAUUUCUGCGAUGUCUCGGAAUUCCAGCAAGGGUUGUUACCAAUUACUUCUCAGCCCAUGAUAAUAAUGCCAAUUUGCAAAUGGACAUCUUCCUGGAAGAGGACGGGAAUGUGAGUUCCAAGCUCACCAAGGACUCCGUGUGGAACUACCACUGCUGGAAUGAAGCCUGGAUGACAAGGCCGGACCUUCCUGUUGGAUUUGGAGGCUGGCAAGCUGUGGACAGCACCCCCCAGGAAAACAGCGACGGCAUGUACCGGUGCGGCCCCGCCUCUGUCCAAGCCGUCAAGCAUGGCCAUGUGUGUUUCCAGUUUGAUGCACCCUUUGUUUUCGCAGAGGUCAACGGUGAUGUUAUUUACAUUACAGCUAAGAAAGAUGGCACUCAUGUGGUAGAAAGCAUAGACACCACCCACAUCGGGAAGUUAAUUGUGACCAAACAAAUUGGAGGAGAUGGAAUACAAGAUAUUACUGAUAAUUACAAAUUCCAAGAAGGUCAGGAAGAAGAGAGACUGGCCCUAGAAACUGCCCUCAUGUACGGAGCAAAAAAGGGCAUGAAGACAGAAGAUGUAGUCAGAUCCAGGUCAGAUGUGGACAUGGACUUCCAAGUGGAAACUGUCGUGCUGGGGAAGGACUUCAAGGUCACCAUCACUUUCCAGAACAAUGGCCCUCAACGUUACAGCAUCGCAUCCUAUCUCUCUGGCAACAUAACAUUUUAUACCGGCGUCUCCAAGGCGGAAUUCAAGAACGAGACGUUUGAUGUGGUGCUGGAGCCUUUUUCCUUCAAGCAAAAGGAAGUGCUGGUCAGAGCGGGGGAGUACAUGGGCCAGCUGCUGGAGCAGGCCUUCCUGCACUUCUUCGUCACGGCUCGCAUCAAUGAGACCAAGAACGUCCUGGCUAAGCAGAAGUCCACCAUGCUGAUCAUCCCCAAAGUCGUCAUCAAGACUCGAGGUGCUGCAAUGGUUGGCUCUGACAUGGUUGUCACCGUUGAGUUCACCAACCCUUUAAAGGAAACUCUACAAAACAUCUGGAUAUACCUAGAUGGUCCUGGCGUGUUAAAACCCAAAAGGAAAAUGUUCCGUGAAAUCCAGCCCAACGCCACCGUGGAAUGGGAAGAAAUAUGUCGGCCAUGGGUCUCUGGUCCCCGGAAGUUGAUAGCCAGCAUGACCAGUGAUUCCCUGAGACACGUGUAUGGCGAGCUGAACUUGCAGAUUCAAAGACGACCUUCCACCUAAAUGUGCAGGGGGCUGAGAUGGACCCGGGUACUUGGCCCCUUUCAUUAUUGGCUAAGGAAAUUCUAAUGCAAAAAUAGUUAGCUCUUGCUUUAGCAGACAUGAAGACCCACACGGACUGGGAGGGCCCAGAGCAAGGAUGUCAUGCAUUUCAGAAACACUUUCCCAAAUCCAGACUAUCCAGUGUGGAAGUUAGGUUUUGAAUCACCCCUUCCAAGGAUUCUGAGAAUUAACUUUAAGCUCUAAUUAAGCUCUCAUAUGAGUAAAAAUCAUCAUUUAUCAUUGCACAUGGCUGUGACUCCAAAUAUCAGAGAGCUUCCCUUAGCAGGAGGAUCUGCUCAAUACCUGGCCUCAUUUAAAAUUUCUGAUCCCCCACUUAGGCUUUUGGGGUUAACACAUGCCUCCUGCCAAGGGAAAGGAGCAUAUGAUUUGGUCCUUAGAAUUCUAUCCUCAUUUCUUGGAAUCAGGUUCCACCCUCCGUGUUAGAAUCUUGGUCCCAGGAAUGAACACAUCAUUUUUCCUCCUGGCAAAGCCGGGAAAGGUUGUUCAUCUUGCACCUGCAGCCAGGCAGCUUCCUGCCAAAUUUCACAGCUUCGCCUUGCAAGAAGAUGCAGCCCCAUAUUAACAAAUUGCAUUUGUGGGAAACUUAAUCACCUAGGAGGUGUGAAGAAAGCAGGUGCGGUCUUCGGGUCUAUUAAAUAAUGUAGCUUUACGGUGCAUGGGAUAGGCAGCCUGACCAGCGGGAAUCAGCAUCCCUUAAUUUAACCCUUUCUGAAAUGCAGAUGUAGAAAAUCAUAAGGCUUACUUGGGACGGCAGGAAGGAGGAAUUAUUCUCCUUAAUUAGUGGGUACCCUUCUCCUGUGUCUCUAGAAUCAUCUCCUUUGUGCAGUGACACAGGCACAGGUCAUUUUUAGAGCUGGAAAAACCCAACAGGUCGGAAAAGCUGGCAGAUUUAGCAAUGAGACUCUACACAGGCAGGCAGGUACUGAGGUACUGAUGCCCUCUUCACCUUCAUAGUGCGUACAUUGAGACUUCAGCUCAGCCUCCAGGUGCCAAAAGGUACCAUGGCCCCAGUCUUACCAAUAGCCAGUGCUAGUGCUGACCCAGUGACAAAUGAUGCCAGGAGCCUUUGUGUUAUGCUCCAAGAGCCCAACAGUCAAAGCUACUGGCAUGUAUUUGUAAGGUGGAUAGAUGGUCUUAAUUUCCCAUUGAAAUGCUUUGGUGUGAUUUAGGUUGGUAGAUUAUGACUGACAAAAACACAGUGGGAAAGAGGGUGGGGGAGUCAGAAUGCAAUGCUGCAGCCUGCAUAACUACAUUUCUAAGCCUCUGAGAUAUUUCCUGAGCCUCCAGCACUAACCCUUCAGGCAGUGAGUCCCCUCUACCAGUGCAUCCCAGUCACAUGCAUCCCCCAGCAUUGCGAGCUUUUCAAUACCAAAUCCUAAAACAAAAUGGAUUUUGCUAGAUUGUUAACUGGCUUACCUUCGUAUGUUAUUAAUGAGAAUGUAAUAGAUGCUUAAAAUAAAGUUACCCUGAUUACAUUUGCA
Cavia porcellus (domestic guinea pig) is the source of this 3903-nucleotide messenger RNA. It is a transcript of the gene F13a1, whose product is annotated as coagulation factor XIII A chain. Gene Ontology annotation, biological process: blood coagulation, fibrin clot formation; peptide cross-linking. Gene Ontology annotation, molecular function: protein-glutamine gamma-glutamyltransferase activity. NCBI's taxonomy places the organism in Eukaryota, Metazoa, Chordata, Mammalia, Rodentia, Caviidae. Bases 164 to 2362 code for a protein of 732 amino acids. The transcript has 15 exons. The record is from RefSeq and is a predicted model, not a curated record.